ACACGUUUGGCCAACACUGAUAUUCCAACUAUAGUACUACAAAACCACUUGACAAUUGAACCUUCAAUCUCUGUCUUCUUUUUCUACCUCUCCUUUUUAGUACUAUCCCAUGAUGCUCUUCUAAACCAACACAGCAAAUUCCAAAAAACUUGAUACCAUGUCAUAUGGACACAACUUCUCAACCCUCCAUAUAUUCACACCAUUAUUAUUAACAUAUCAUCAACAUGCUCUAAAUGGAACCUUUCAUCUACAACACCAAACCUCGCCCCAAAAAACUCAUUCUCCUCCUCAACAUAGCCUUCAUUUUCCUCAUUUUUCUCUUCCUCAAAGCCUAUCUCCACCCUUCUCAUUCCAAUGUUCAUGCCUCCACAAAAGCCUUCAACCAUGCUAGAAUGCUCAGUGACAUCAGUGUUGAUGGCUGCAGUGACCUUCACAAGUACUCAGAUUAUGACUCCAAGUGCUUGUAUGUCAAAUCUCAUGUUCAGUGCAGGUCAAAAGGGUACAUAAAUUAUCUCCAAAUUUUCUAUUGCAGCUUUGGCCAUUCCCCAAUUCUUGGUCAUGCACUGCUUGUGCUGUGGCUUGUGGUGUUAUUCUAUCUUUUGGCUGACACAGCUUCAAACUACUUUUGCGCUAACCUAGAAGGUUUGUCUGAUAUCCUAAGACUAUCCCCCACCAUUGCUGGGGUAACCUUGCUUUCUCUAGGAAAUGGUGCUCCUGAUUUCUUUGCUAGUGUUGUUUCCUUCACAAGAUCCAAUGAUGGUGCAGUUGGCCUCAACAGCAUUCUGGGAGGGGCAUUUUUUGUCUCUAGUGCUGUUUUGGGGAUCAUAAGUUUCCUUGUUGGUUCAAAUGAAAUUGCAAUUGACAAGGCUAGUUUCAUUAGAGAUGUCAUUUUCUUUCUUUUCUCUCUUUUCAUUCUCCUUGUAAUCAUUUCCAUUGGUAAAAUCACCUUGUUGGGGUCAAUCUUUUAUGUCUCUAUUUACUUCCUCUAUGUAUGUGCCGUCUCUGCCACACAUUUCAUCUAUGGAGGGGAUAGGGUUGAAGCAGAAAUUGCCUCAUCUUCUGAUGACUUGGCAGAGUCUGGCAUACCCUUGCUAGGCUGUGUUGAUGAUGAGAAAGAGAAACCAAAUAAGGAGGUUAUUGAAGAGAAGCAAGAGGGUUUUGGAAUUGGAAAUGAUUCAUUUGACUUUACUUACUUGAGCAAGUUUGUGAAAGUGCUGGAGUUACCUCUUUGCUUGCCAAGAAGGCUUACUAUACCAGUUGUGAGUGAGGAGAGUUGGUCAAAGCCAUAUGCUGUUAUAUCUGUGACAUUGGCACCAGUGUUGUUUGCAGCACUUUGCAACACCCAAAUGGAAAAUUCUAGUUCAAGGAGUGGUCUUGUUGCAUACUUAACAGCUGCUUUGGUUGGCAUUGUGUUGGGGAACAUGGCAUGUGUGACCACCAAGAGCACUAGUCCACCAAGAAAGUGCUUGUUUCCUUGGCUAGCUGGUGGUUUUUCCAUGAGUGUGACAUGGACUUACAUCAUUGCUGAAGAAUUGGUUUCCCUUUUGGUUGCAAUUGGGAAUGUUAUAGGGGUUAGUCCUUCAAUUCUAGGACUAACUGUCCUAGCUUGGGGCAAUUCUCUUGGGGAUUUGAUAGCCAAUGGGGCAAUGGCCAAGAAUGGUGGGGCUGAUGGGGCCCAGAUAGCUGUCUCUGGCUGUUAUGCUGGGCCCAUGUUUAACAUUUUGAUGGGCUUGGGCCUGCCUCUUGUUCUCUCAGCAUGGUCUGAAUACCCUGAGGCUUAUGUCAUUCCCAAGGACCCUUCUCUAUAUGCAACACUUUUGUUCUUGAUGGGAGGGGUGCUUUGGGCCCUUGUCAUAUUAGCCAAGAAGAAUAUGAAGCUUGAUAAGUCCUUGGGAGCUGGACUCUUGACCAUUUACCUCUGCUUUUUAUUUAUAAGGUUGGCCAUGGCAAUUGGUGUUAUUAAAUUCUAGGGAAGCACUUUCAAAGGGAAAAAGAGCCUUUCAUAUAUUUUAGUUUUCAAGAUUAGAAGACUCAUGCAAAGUUAAUUAUGCUUUCAUUGCUUUGCUAUCUUGUUAAUGUAAAUAAUUACCUUUUUAAUAA
This is a messenger RNA of Cajanus cajan (pigeon pea), 2100 nucleotides long. RefSeq names its product cation/calcium exchanger 1. Gene Ontology annotation, cellular component: membrane. Gene Ontology annotation, molecular function: monoatomic cation transmembrane transporter activity. The record is from RefSeq and is a predicted model, not a curated record. Gene Ontology annotation, biological process: monoatomic cation transport; transmembrane transport. Lineage: Eukaryota; Viridiplantae; Streptophyta; Magnoliopsida; Fabales; Fabaceae.